Molecule: messenger RNA, 2685 nt
Organism: Closterium sp. NIES-65
Lineage: Eukaryota; Viridiplantae; Streptophyta; Zygnematophyceae; Desmidiales; Closteriaceae
Source: the annotation of a GenBank genome assembly
AUGGAGUACGCUGCAGUCGAGAUCGGCCCUCCGGGGUCGCUCUUAUACAGAAAGUUCCUCCUGAACGCGACGCGACUCGCCGUCCCGCCACAAAGCCCGUCGUCACCUGCUGCGGGUAGUGGUACUGGUAUAAGCACUUCGUCCGCACCGCCAUUCGCGGCGUCACAGACUCCCAAGGGCACUUCGAAGGCGAAGCGCGGAAGGUACGCUUCUCCGCUUUCGCCCGCGCGGCCGGGGCCAUCGCCGGCGCAAGACCUCGUCGUCGUCCCCCUUUCCCCAUGGCACCAGGUCCCGCUGCGCCUCUCCGCCUCCUCCUCCUCCGCCGCCGCCGCCGCCGCCGCCGCCGCCGCCGCUGAUGCCUCAAAUGCCGCGCCGAGGACGGAAACAGGGGUCGGCGAUAGACGGCUACUAGCGCCCAAUCUAGACAAAAAUAUCUUGAUUUCCGCAGGAGUUACACUCUUUCCCGCGCUUCAAACGCCUGCAAGGCCCGCGGUCACUAGCGGCUCCUCCGCCGAUUCGGCGGGAGCACCCGCGGGCGGCGGAUUUUUCCGAAUGGUUUGCGCCGUUCCGCGCGGCACGUGGGCGCAGGUGGAGCUGGCGGUGGCGGAGCCUCCGCACCAUCCGCUGCGCGUGCGCGGAGACGAUCUUCCCUUUCAUUAUAAUCACAACCUUCAGUGGAACGUCGGCUUCCUCCCGCAAACCUGCCGCUGCUUCGAUAUCGACGGUACUUUUAGCAACGCCAGUCCUACUACAAAUAGUUCUGAUUGCGACAGCGAUGGCUGCGGCCGCGUCGACGGCAGAAGCGGCCUCUUGACCCCGCGCUCGAUAAGCGCGGGGGGGACGGCGGAAAAGCGCUCGUUUGGCGGAAGCGUUACGGGGGGAAGCGUACACGGACCGCUAGAGGUGGUGGAUAUCGGGGGAGCGCGGGUGGAAGUGGGGCAGGUGUAUCUGGUGAAGGCUCUUUUGUCGUUUCUGGUGGUUAGCCCGAACCUUCACACGAGCUGGACUGUGAUUGUAACGAGCGACAUUGAUUCGGAGGGCGGCCGUCGAACCUGUGAUGGUGACAGAAACGAGUGGGACGCAAGUGAAUGCGACGAUGGCGACGAUCGCAUCACGAGGAGUCUGGAGGAGAUUCGCGAGUGGCUCAAUCGACCUUCCCUGCUCCAUUUCCUUUCGGGAGAAGCCUGCGACUCUCAGCCGUACGAUCUCCGUAAUCAACGAAAGGCGUCUGGGACUGUGCUUCCUGGCGCUGCUGCUGCUGCAUUGGCUGCUGUUGGUGUGAGGGAGGAGGGGGGAGGAGGAGGAGGAGGAGGAGGAGGAGGAGGAGGAGGAGGAGGAGGAGGAGGAGGAGGAGGAGGAGGAGGAGGAGGAGGAGGAGGAGGAGGCGGAGGAGGAAGAGGAGGAGGAGAAAAGGGAAGAGAGAAGGAGAGGGGGAAGGCAAAGGGAAGCUUACCAUCUCGUGUCGAUCACACUCGAUCCUCUUCGUCCCCUGUAUUGCUAGACAUGACUUAUGAUGGGACAGGAUCACCACAAAGCGAUUCCGAAUCUGCUUACAACGGAGCAGAUCCAUCCGGAAGGUACGGGUCGCCACAACUUAGCAAGUCCAGGUUUAAGAAGAGCAGUUUGGGGCGGGGGUUGGGGCUGGUAAGUAAAACACUUAGAGGGAAGGAAGAGGAAAGCGAGAAGGACAAAGGAGGAGGAGAGAUGGUGAAGGAGGAUAGAUCUGGGAUGUCGAAGGGCAGGUUUCAUUUUACAGUGCGUGGCGGCGGUAGGGAGGAGAAGGAGGAGGGGAAGGGGGAAACGGAGGAGGGAAGGGUGGGGAGGGAGAUGAGGAAGGAUGAAGUUGGGGACGGGAGGGCGGAGGAGGGGCAAGAAGGGAGGAGUGAACAGAGAGAGGGAGACGGAAAGGUGAUGAGAGUAAUCAAGAGCCACUCCUAUGGUGAGGAGAAGGCGAAGAGAGUGGAGCAAGGUGAGCAGAGUGGAAAGAGAGAGGGCGGCAACACUUCAAGACAAUCUCUUCUCAUUCCUAAGCCUUCUUUUCCCAAGCUACCUGGCCCUUCUAUCCCUGCCUCUUACUCUCUUGACCGUUCCAUCUUCCCUCACCUCUCCUCCUCCUCUUCCCCUCUCUCUUCCCCUCUCUCCUCCCGUCUCUCCUCCCCGCUCUCCUCCCCUCUCUCCUCCCCUCUCCUUCGUUCCCCUCGCCCUGUUCCGGCUCCUCUCUCCCCUCCCUCCCCUCCCACGGCCAAUAGCAGCAUCCCCGUUACUAGCACACUCAAUAGCAGCAGCUCCGUUACUAGCACACUCAAUAGUGGCACGACUAGCAUCAGCAUAGCUGCUGGGGCUAUGACUGGUCAUGGGACGUCCUCUCUAGAACAGGAGGGUGCUGAAACGCGUUCGGGAGGAGGGGGAGAGAGUAAGGAGGGAGGAGGGGGAGAGAGUGGGAGAGGAAGAGGGGAAGAGAGCGGGAAUGGAGAGAGAGAAGAGGGUGCAGGGCAAUUGGUGGUGGUGGAGGAGGGGGAGGAGGAGGAGGAGGAGGAAAAGGAGGAGGAGGAGGAGGAGGAGGAGGAGGAGGAGGAGGAGGAGGAGGAGGAGGAGGAGGAGGAGGAGGAGGAGGAGGAGGAGGAGGAGGAGGAGGAGGAGGAGGAGGAGGAGGAGGAGGAGGAGGAGGAAAAAGGAGGGGGGUAA